Molecule: messenger RNA, 4755 nt
Organism: Zingiber officinale
Lineage: Eukaryota; Viridiplantae; Streptophyta; Magnoliopsida; Zingiberales; Zingiberaceae
Product: sister chromatid cohesion 1 protein 4-like
Exons: 15
Coding region: 483-4502 (1339 amino acids)
Biological process (GO): replication-born double-strand break repair via sister chromatid exchange; mitotic sister chromatid cohesion; synaptonemal complex assembly
Cellular component (GO): cohesin complex; synaptonemal complex
Molecular function (GO): chromatin binding; protein binding
Source: RefSeq, a predicted model, not a curated record
UCGGGCUACGAGGUUGCAAAGCUUUCCCCCGUGUGUUUUUGAGAAGGGCAGCGGACGACGGCACUGCGAAUUCGAAGCACCCCUCCUUCCCCUCUGUUCCUCUCGAUAAUUGUUCGGUUUCGACUCUCCCUGGUGCUUGCGGGUCGCUCUUCCAAUCUCCUGCCCGGGUCAGUGUCUCAAACUUUCGGAGGCUUCAACUGGAUCGGGAUCAGGGCCGUGGAGUUCGGAAUCCGAGUUAUGCAGGUUGUACAGAUUGCGGGAAGGGAGCUGGGAGUUCUGGUAAUCGAGUGAGGAUUAGUGAACUGCGCGGUGCUUUGGCGAGCUCAAGCUUGAAAGUCGGGAUCUUGGGGGUUGUUUAAGUGACGAAUUUGCUGGUUAGGGUUUGGGGAGUAUUUCUCAAUUCGACCGGUGGUCGGGAGGAAGGCAUCCCAUUGCGUUACAUGGCACAGUAGAAGCUUGUUGGCAGCUGAGGAAGAGUGAAAAUGUUCUAUUCUCAGUUUAUCUUGGCCAAGAAGGGCCCUCUUGGUACUAUAUGGAUUGCUGCUCAUUUGGAGCGCAAGCUGAGGAAGAAUCAGGUUGCAGAUACUGAUAUUGGCGACUCCGUAGAUUCCAUUCUCUCCCCCGAAGUUCCAAUUGCACUUCGCCUAUCAAGCCAUCUCCUUCUAGGUGUUGUGAGAAUCUAUUCUCGGAAGGUGAACUAUCUAUUCCAUGAUUGUAGCGAGGCUUUGCUCAAGGUAAAACAGGCAUUCAGAUCGACUGCAGUCGAUCUUCCUCCGGAAGAAUCUAUUGCACCUUAUCAUUCCAUUACUUUGCCAGAGACUUUUCAUCUGGAUGAUUUUGAACUACCAGAUACUGCUAUUCAUGGGAUUUCUCUAUUUGGCGGUGUUGGUGUUGGACUGAAGAGAGAAAUAGGAGUUGGCUCAGAUUCUUAUUGGUCUAAUGGCAACACCAAUAGUCCUCCUCGGCAUCAUCUUAACAACUAUCAUCCGGAUCCAGGCUUCAACAACCACACCUACAAGCAAUGUGAUUUUGUUGAUCACCAUGUCAGUGCAAAAGAACACAUCACACUUCAAGAUACUAUGGAUGGCACAGGAUAUUCCAUGUUACGAUUUGGAUUGGAUGAAACAUUUGGUGAUGGAACUGCUUCCCAGAUUGGUUUAGAGCUUGAGGAGGACUUGUUCUUGGUGGAGGAUAAUGACCCAUCUUCUCAGCAUGAUGCAAGUACUCUGGUGUCUGAUGAGUGUGCUGUGCAUCAUGAUCAAUCUCUAUUUUCUUUUCCUCUAACUCCAAUGGAUAUUGACGAUGAUGACAAAAGUGGGAUAGUCAAAGAUAGAGAUGUAGAUCCGAAGGAUCUUUCUCAAGUUUCUAAUCCUCAGAGUAUGAUUUAUAUGAAGGAGUACAACAUUCAGACUCCUGAUCUCAAUGAAAUCUUUUCUCCUGGUGAUCCUAUUGAAGAUGCUUCAAGAGAACCUAAUCAAACAUUCAUUUCAUCAAGUGCUAACGGUGUUUCAUCAACAGAUGCUGAUUUUACUCAUGCUGCUCCCACUGAUGGUUUAAGGGAAGACAUAUUUUCAGGCAACAUAUACGAAGUUCCCGCUACAAGUUUCCAUCCAGACCCUUCGCAUUCAAGCUGUACAGAGGUUAGGCCUGAUUGUUCAUUACAGGCUGGCCAUCCAAAAUUAGUGAAUUAUGAGAUGCAUGGUGCAAAUAUGGUCCUUGAUUCAGGAAAUAUAGUGCAAGCUCCUCCUUUUUCUUUUUCAGAACCUUCCAAUCAUAGGGAACAGGUAGUUUCAACUAAUGAAACUCAAAUGGUAUGUGAACAGAAGAGUGUGAGUGGUUUUCAGGAUGGAUGCACUUGUGGUGAAAAGAAACUUGCUACAGUUGAUGAACAAAUGGAAAACCAUAUGGAGCCAAUACAUUAUGAAGCAGCUCAAGUUGAAGGUUUGAAGUCCUGCAAUGCUUCACAUGAGACAAUUCCUUCCACAUCUCCUCUUGACAGAUCACAAAUUGAUACUGAAAUAUUUGUGACUCCCAAAACAUCUGAUGAAAAUUCACAUGGAUCUGAUUUGGCUUGUGCUAAAAAUAGCAAUUUGUGUGCAGCUGAAGUUCAGCCAUCAGGUUGUUUGAGUGCAGAACAUGUAGAAGUGAGUCCAAGCCCCAAUGUAGAUUCAUCUGCAUUCGGUUCAGAUAUGCAUUUGUUAUGCUCUACUUCACAGAUCAAUGAAGCAAAUGCAGUCUCUCAACGAGAUGAAACUUUAACACAAAAUGUUUCUGGAGUUUCAGUUGAAGAGCCUGAUAUUCCUUCAAACUUGCUGAAGGAAGAGAAUAGGCUGCAUAAAAAUGACUCUUCCUUUGAGCUGCAUGGAAAUGAUUUUCACUUACCUAAUUCUGCCAAUGCUGAAUUAGAGUUACAUCAGAACCCACAUGACCUAUUGACAGAAUAUGCCAUGGAUGACAACAGAAAUGAGUUAUCGACUGAUCCAUGCCAGAAAGACACAGAAAAGAAUCAGAUGAAUUGCUCUGCAAGCUCUGAGUUCCCUGAACCUGAAAAAAUGCUCUUAGCACCGACUGUGGAUGGUGAUCCAACAAAUGAAUUAAGUCAGGUAACUGAAGAAAAGGGGGUGAUAGAGUCUGAUGGUAGUGUUAAUAGGAUCACCAGUCUCUCUGGGAAAAAGCGUCGAAUAAUGGAAACCACAUCAGCUUGGCAAAUUGACAGCGCCGGCAUAGUGUCUGGCAGAUCACAAUCUAGAAAAAACAUUGAAUAUAUACCAGAUGACGAUGAUUUGCUAGCUUCUAUAUUAGUUGGUAAAAGGACUCCACUUAUGAGGAUAGGGCCUACACCUACACUGAAAGAAACUUCUCAAAAACGUCCUAAACUCACACCUAGAUUGAACAUGCUGAAGAGGAAGGUGCUGUUGGAUGAUACAACAGUCUUACAUGCUGAUGCAAUAAGGCAGCAGUUAAUAAGUACUGAUGACAUCAAGCGCAUGCGGAAGAAAGCACCUUGUACACGCCCUGAAAUUUUGAUGAUCGAGAGGUGUUCACUAGAAGAUGAAAUCUUUAAUGAGUUUAUAAUCACUGGUAUGCCAUCUGUGCUGAAUGAUUUGCACAAACGAAGAUUUCUUUCUGCAAUCAGCCAAAACAAUUCCUAUAAUGAACCGCCUAAAGAAUCUGAUCAUACCGAAGACUUGGAAUUUGUUCAGGAAGCUCAGCAAAUAGAAACAACUGAGCAAAUUUUAGUUACACCAGAAUGUGGUGCUGGUGAAACAAGAGCUCCAUCAUGCCUGCCUUUAACAACUGAGGGGAUGAUAAUUCCUUCUAAAACUGAUGACAUUUCUUUUCCUGAUACCAGCAAUGCUGCUGUCAUUGCAGAAGGUAAUGUUGAUUACCCACUUUCCAUGCAUCAAUUAGUUGAUGAAACGGUCCAACCUAGAGAUGUUUCUUCUGCGAUGAAUGAGGAGGCACAGCACAUUUCCGAAAAUGCUUCUGCUGUAAGCUUAGAUUAUACCCAUGAUGAUUCAAAGGGAGGGAUUGUCGAUAACAAUGCACUUUCAAUUGUGAAUGAUCCUACUACGAAUGCAGAGGCUCAUGAGUCUGUUGAUGCAUCCAUAAUAGACAGAAGCACAAGGCCGCUGGAUACUGCAUCCCUAAAUGAACAAGAAGAUAUCAACGUUGUUUCCACAAGCACUUGUCCUCCUGAUACUGCAUCCCUAAAUGAACAAGAAGACAUCAGCAUGAUUGCCAAAGGUUUAAAUUCUGAGGUUCCGGUGACUGCAGUAGAUAAUGCAUUCCAUGAGUCUGAUCCUCAUUUGACAAUCAAUUUAUCAACCAGUAUCUCACAAGGAAACACUUCUUCCCAAGAUGUUAAUCAAUAUGAGAAUGGAAGUGUUUUGAAUGCUAUAGUGGAGAAAGAAGGGCUGAAAUCCAUCCAUAGUGAGGGAAACCUUGCUGUUGGUGAAAGCUCCUCAGGAAGACCGGAAAUGGCUUCUUUAUCCCCUACUCGAGCAAAUAUUGAAAGUGAACAUCUUCCAUCAGCUGUGGGUGAAAACUCUAGUUUUCAGGAAUUUAAGUUAGAAGGUGGUCUGGUUGUUGAAAGCACACCCAUGGAUAUAGCUACUGCAAAAGAUUAUAGUGACUUCUGCAGCGCAAUUGAGGACAAUGACACAGAGUUUCUUAACGUAGACGAUGAGGCUGACUAUCAUGAAGAAGGAGAUGAUGUCGCGGAUCCUGAAGAUGCAUCACUUGAUAACAGUGGUUGGUCUUCAAGGACAAGAGGUGUUGCUCGCUACCUGAAAAAAGUGUUUGAUGAAGAAUCCGGGCACGGGAGGAAAUCCGUCGCUAUGGACCACCUUAUCGCACGCAAAAGUCGCAAAGAAGCCUCAAGAAUGUUCUUUGAAACUCUGGUUCUGAAAACAAAAGAUUAUAUACAUGUAGAACAAGAGAACUCUUCUGGGUUCAUCACCAUACUACCAAGACCAAAGCUUCUGAAGGCAGAGUUCUAAUCUAUAAUGGUGUGCCCUGGAAGCCAUGUUCAUGUAAAUUUAAGCUUUUCAUUACAUCCACAUGCUUACUCCACCCCUAUUUUAUAUAUAAAUAAUAUUUUUGUUGUUUACCUUUUUGCUUCUUGUGAGCUCCUAGUUGGGGUGGAACAUAGUUAGCUCAUUGUAUUAUUAGCACUCUAAUUAAAUAUUUGUGCCUGUGUAAUUUAAAUGAUCUCAUGCUUGUAGUUAAUACAAGAGCCUACAGAUUGCAGCU